This is a messenger RNA of Lathyrus sativus (Indian pea), 291 nucleotides long. Lineage: Eukaryota; Viridiplantae; Streptophyta; Magnoliopsida; Fabales; Fabaceae. The record is from the annotation of a GenBank genome assembly.
AUGGCGAGCUAUGUAUGGAGAAAAUAUGCAGAUUAUUUGUACACAAAAUGGGAGAAAACCUUUCUAUGGGACAUGGUUGAACCUUACAGAAGACCUAAAUCAUUCACUCCCGUUGUCGUUACUUAUAUCGCCGCUUUCUAUACCGGAGUCAUCGGUGCCGCCAUCACUGAACAACUCUACAAGGAAAAGUACUGGGAAGAGCACCCUGGGAAAGCAGUUCCUCUCAUGAAACCGAAGUUUUAUGGCGGUCCGUGGAGAGUAAUGGGUGGCGAGAUUCCCCGAUAUGAGUGA